Bipolaris maydis ATCC 48331 is the source of this 1351-nucleotide messenger RNA. RefSeq names its product beta-lactamase/transpeptidase-like protein. Lineage: Eukaryota; Fungi; Ascomycota; Dothideomycetes; Pleosporales; Pleosporaceae. The record is from RefSeq and is a predicted model, not a curated record.
AUGGCGGACUUCGAAAAGGCCAUCAACGAUGCCAUUGCUGCGGAGGAAAUUCCGGGCUGCGCUGUAUUAGCGACGAACCGCGACGGAACAUUCAAAUAUUCCAAAGCCUUCGGCAAAGUCUCCAUGAAACCCGAAAACAACAAGCCCAUGCAACUCGACACAGUCAUGUGGAUAGCAUCCUGCACCAAGCUCAUGACCUCCAUUUCCGCCAUGCAACUCGUAGAACGUGGCGUCAUCUCCCUCGACGACCCCGUCUACAAGCACAUUCCGGAGCUAGAAUCCCGCACAGUAAUCAAAGGCUUCACUGACGCCGGCGCGCCUAUUGAAGAAAAACACACAAAACCCAUCACCCUGCGGCACCUCCUUAGUCACUCCAGCGGCCUCGGAUACGAAUUCAUAAACCCGGUCAUCGAAGCCUGGCUCAAGUACCACAACCGCCCCUCGGCAAGUAGCGGGAGCGUCAGUGAACGCUUUUUCUACCCGCUCACCUUCGAGCCCGGCGAGAGCUGGGCGUACGGUGUCGGCAUUGAUUAUGCGGGACUCCUCAUUGAGCGCGCAACCGGCCAGUCGCUCGAGGACUACAUGAAGGCGAAUCUAUGGGGACCCCUCGGCAUAAAAGACAUGACAUUUUUCCCAUCCAAGCGCCCGGAUUUGGCGGCGCGCAUGGCGGAUAUGACAGCGCGGGAUCCCGCGUCCGGGAAGCUUGUGGAUUUUGCGGCGCCGCUGCCGGUGCAUGAUAGCGAGGGCAAGGAGGUGACGAGUUGCUUUGGGGGUCAGGGUGUUUAUGCGUCCAUGGAGGAGUAUGCCAAGGUUUUGAAGGCGCUGCUGGAGGCGGAUCAGGGAGGUGAGGGCAAGAUUUUGAAGAAGGAGUCUGUGGAGGAGCUGUUUAAGGCGCAGUUGGGGGACAAGAGUAGGGAGGCGCUUAUGGCGGUGUUGGAGAAUAAGGAGGCGUUCAAUCCUAUGGGUGGUCUGCCGUUUGGCGUGCCCAAGGACCACACACUUGCUGGUAUUGUCCUGUUGGAUGAUGGUUCUAACGGCUACAAAGCCGGGACCGUGAUUUGGGGCGGGUACCCGAAUAUCAUCUGGUGGGUUGAUCGCAAGACAGGGCUUUGUGGUAUCUACGGUGGUCAAGUUGUUCCGCCGGGAGAUGUAAAGGUUGGUGGGCUGCAGCUCAAGUUUGAAGCGGCCAUGUAUGAGAGGUUGGCAAAAGAGAGGGCGUAAGGCUUCACUUGCGCGGUUAUCGCAUUCAUGAAGAUCGAAAAUACUACUACCAAGAACUUGAAAGUUGAACAAAAGCAUGAAUUAUCAUGUUCUAUUAAAGAAAACAUUGCAACGGUGUCAAGGCCCCGAG